AUGGCCAACUUUCUCGAGGCGAUAGAAAACUACUUCAGACCAGUAGACGAGAGAUUCACGCGAUGUUUCGAGGUCGAGGACAUUUCAAUCGCCAGCAUCACCGCUCUGAAGAGACUUUGGUAUCUAUCGUACGCGCCGCUCCUGUGCAGCGUGUACUUCGUCACGAUCAUGAUCGUCGAAGCGUCGGCUGAAUUCGUCGGGUCGGCGGGGCUCUGUUUACUAUCAGCGAUCAUUAUGCGUCAGACGUCGGCGCACCCAAAGGGUAGAUCUUUCGGCCACGUCGGUCACAUGCGGUUGGCGCUUACGUUGUUCCUAGGAUUGACCACGGCGAAAGGUUUCGCGAUUCUAUACAGCACGUACGAUACGUGUAAGAUGGCCGACGAGGCGCUCGGCGAGCUCGAGUGUAGUGCGCUGAGGUGGUGCACGUCGUGCGUCAUCGCGAUUUUUGGAUACAUCUUGUACGUUGGGAUGCUGGUGAUGUCUCGAUUAUCCGACGAGUACUUGAUCCUGCAUUGCCGUUCCUCCGUGUCGAGAAGGACGUCAAAGAUCAUCUCGAGAACGACUUCCAAGGGCGACGAGUGUGUGUGA
Ostreococcus tauri is the source of this 588-nucleotide messenger RNA. RefSeq names its product unnamed product. Lineage: Eukaryota; Viridiplantae; Chlorophyta; Mamiellophyceae; Mamiellales; Bathycoccaceae. The coding region runs from base 1 to 588 and encodes 195 amino acids. The record is from RefSeq and is a predicted model, not a curated record. The transcript has a single exon.